Molecule: messenger RNA, 6906 nt
Organism: Caretta caretta (loggerhead turtle)
Lineage: Eukaryota; Metazoa; Chordata; Testudines; Cheloniidae
Gene: C1GALT1
Product: core 1 synthase, glycoprotein-N-acetylgalactosamine 3-beta-galactosyltransferase 1
Cellular component (GO): membrane
Molecular function (GO): N-acetylgalactosaminide beta-1,3-galactosyltransferase activity
Source: RefSeq, a predicted model, not a curated record
GCCGCGGGGGCCGGUCCCUGCAGCUCGCCGCGCCGCCUCCAGCCCGGCCCCGGCCGCUCGCGGCCCAAUGAGCGCGACCAGACCGGAGCCGCCCCUCCGGCGGUGGCGUGAGGAGCGGCGAGGCCCCGGCGCGCUGCGGGUCGCCUCCAGUGGGUGCUGGGCCGGCAGCGCGAUGGUGCCGGGGGCCGAGGGCAGCGGCUCCGCGGGCUGCUUCCCCUUCCCUCCUCCUUCCCGCUAACGGGCGCCUGAGAGCCGGGACCCGCCCUGCGCGCGCGGGGCCGAGCCGCACAUUGCCUUCAGGAAAUGGCCUCUUCUAAAUCUUUGCUGAAUCUUCUAACCUUCACAUUUGGAUCAACAAUAGGAUUUUUCGCAUGUUACAUGCUCUUUAGCAUAGUGUUGGAAAAACAGGUUGUGAUCCAACCUGAUAUUCUUCACAAUGAUCCCCAUGGUGAACACUCAGAAGAAACUGGAAGUGAUCAGCUGGAAGGACAAAUGAACUUCAAUGCUGAUGCUGGGCAGCAUCAAGAUGAGAACAAAAAUAUUGCAGAAGGACUGUAUCAGAAGGUGAAAAUACUGUGUUGGGUGAUGACUGGGCCUCAGAAUCUAGAGAAAAAAGCCAAGCAUGUUAAGGCUACUUGGGCCCAGCGUUGCAAUAAAAUACUAUUUAUGAGCUCUGAGGAGAAUAAAGACUUUCCAGCUGUGGGACUAGAAACCAAAGAAGGCAGGGACCAACUGUACUGGAAAACUAUUAAAGCCUUCCAGUAUGUACAUGACCAUUAUUUUGACGAUGCUGAUUGGUUUAUGAAAGCAGAUGAUGACACGUAUGUUAUACUGGACAACUUGAGAUGGCUUCUUUCAAAAUACAAUCCCGAACAACCAAUAUACUUUGGAAGAAGGUUUAAGCCUUAUGUGAAACAGGGCUACAUGAGUGGAGGAGCAGGAUAUGUACUGAGCAAAGAAGCUCUAAGGAGAUUUGUUAAUGCAUUUAAAACCAACAAAUGUUCUCAUAGCUCUUCUAUCGAAGACCUAGCACUCGGAAAAUGCAUGGAGAAUAUUAAUGUAGAAGCUGGAGAUUCAAGGGACACAAGUGGUAAAGAAACUUUUCAUCCCUUUGUGCCAGAACAUCACUUAAUCAGAGGUUAUCUACCUAGAACAUUUUGGUACUGGAAUUAUAAUUAUUAUCCUGCAGUAGAGGGUCCUGGAUGCUGCUCUGAUCUUGCAGUUUCAUUCCACUAUGUUGAUUCCAUAACUAUGUAUCAGUUGGAAUACUUGAUUUAUCAUCUCCGACCAUAUGGUUACCUAUACAGGUACAAUCCUGACUCACUCAAGAAUCUAGAAAAGCAAAUGACAAGCAAAGCAGAGGAUAAUGAUGCAAAAGCUAAAGCAGAAAGCUCCUGAAACUGAAUCAGACUUCUACUCAAUAUGUGGAACAGUGCACUGACAGAAGUAUCAUGGAGUGAAAAGCAGCUACAUCUAGCUCAGACAGGACUCUGGAAUUGCUAGUGGUAAUUCUUUUUGAAUUUUAAAAGCUCUGUGUUGGUCUUCCUCUGUGACUGCAAACUACAGGUUUCGUUGUGCAGUUCUUAUUCAUGGGGAUAGUGGGACUUUUCACAUGUUAGGACUGCAGAAUCAGGUCCUAAAGCUUUUACGUGAUCUGUGAAAUCUGAGGUGGCUUUUUUACAAAUUCUUCAUGUUUAUAUUAUUGUAUUAAAACAAAUGGAUGGUGGUGAGGUUCAAGCACGAUUAUACAGUAUUUUCUAGUCAUUUUUGUUUUUGCCCCCGUUCCCCUUCCCAUUAUUUUGGAUAAGUACUAGUGUUAGAAAUCUUGGGCUACAUUGGUCCAUCACUUUGAGAUGGUGAUGAUACUGGAGAAAUUUGAUGUGAAGUAACUGGCUGAAAAGAGGGAAAUAAGUCUUCAAAACCUCUCCUGCCUUAAAGACAGACUUCAAACUAUUUGGUGUAAUUAGUAAUACUGUGCCUGUUUAAUGUUGAAAUCUGAAGUACUUCCCAAAUGAAAUGAAUUUGUUACUCUUUGCCUCAUCAUAAACUUCCCCCAAGAUACUAUUUGUUCUACAAAACAGACACCCAGUUGGCUUGCUCUAAUUGGUGAAAAGCCCAGGAAUAGCAAGACUAUACAUCUUGGAGUAUGUUGAAGAUGUGUGAAAACUUGCAUACCUGCCCACUCUGUGCCUCUUGGUGUGUACUCCUUGCUUGAAUGGGCACAAAAUUCAUCCAAAAGCUUUUUAAUGUACAUAUGAUAGAAAUAAACCCCUUACAAGUGCAAUUUCCUCCCCUUGUAUUCAUUCUGUAAGCCAAAAAAUGCAUGAUAUAACACCACAGUCAUACAAUAAAGACUUGUUAGACAGCAAGGCUUUUAUGCACUAGCGUACAGUAAUUUCCAGAUUCACCCAGUGUUACUAUUAGUUUAUUUCUAUUUAAUUUACACAUUGCUUUACUGUAGGUUUUUUGGGGGGCCAGUGGGGAGGAGGAGGGUUCUUUGUUUAUGGAAGUGAUUUGGCACCCAAAAAGGUACUAUUUUAAAUCACAGUGUACGUUCUCUUACUAUGAUUUUUUGAAUGUUCCCUACAAAUUCCAUUUUAUUUGGUUGUAAUAUGUAGUUCCACUUCUGAGGGUUUUGUCUGGUUUAUAGUGUCUUUUUUCUGUGUCUUCAGUUUAAGAUUUUCAUGUCAUUUUAAAUUCUCUUUAUUGUCUGUCUUGUGAAUGUGUUGUACAGUUAUUCAGGUAAGCCAACCUGAAUGCAAGGACCCUUUCAAAAAGUGCAUUUAUUUCGUCCACUAUGUGGCUAUGGGGAGUAGCUCUAUGUCUAAUUAGCUAAAAAGGAUCCACUGGUUAUCUGUGAGAUGGACUGAUUAUCAAUAUAUUAAAAUACAAUCAGAGGUUAAACCAACUAUAGAUUUUUUGCUCUUGUGAUCAAUAUAGUAUAUACAUCAUUUGCCCAGUUUUAUGUUCUGCCUAGCUUGACACAUUGGCUGUCUUCGGUCCUCAGUUUCACAAAAGCUUCUUUAUCACUUUUCUGUUGUUGCUGGUUUUCAUCUUCAUCAUAUUGGUGAGUUUGGCCAAAACCUUACUUCCCUUAGCCAGUGUUUUGAUGAGGUCAAAUUACUGGUUGUAAAUGGCCUUACUAAAAUGGUUACCACUGUCCUCUUGAGGAUGUUGCUAGGAGAUUUUGGGAGACUCUGGAGUAGUAUGUCUGACUUUAGUGUCUCUCAAACAUUAUUUGCCAACAAACAUCAUGACUGACUUAUCUGUUUUCUUCUGUUCUGCCUUGUGACAUGAUGCCAAUAACCACAGUAUUUCAUGAAUGUGAAGUAAACAUAGCCACUUUUGCUGCUCCUCCGUGUCUGAACACAGGAUUAUUUAUAUUCCCUAGUACCACUGAUGUUGUCAUAUAGAGAUUUUUUUUAGUUAUUUCAUAUUUAAAUCUAAAUAUUUCAUAAUGAAUAUUUUUCACUAGCAGGAUUGCCUCACACAUAGGCUGGAAGGGGUAGGAGCUUUAAUGUGUGCUGUGAAUUGACCUAUAGAACUCUUUAAAAUUUGAACCUAUUGGGUGAUUGAAAAGCUGUGCUUUUUAUCGGAGAUUAUGCUGAUGCUGGUCCAAAGGAGAAUAUUUAUCAUUUGUUUCAGCUGAACUGUAGAAGGUGAUUAAGUUUAGCAAGGUAUUCCCAUGUGAGAGUCACUCAUUUAAACUAACAUUAGGUCAUAUGAGAUACAGCAACUAGGAUUGCUAAAUCAAUAUGCUAAAAGCACUGACAGCUACAGUGAUUAAUAUAUUGUUCAGAUUCUUGGCUAAAUCAUUUUAUUAACAGCUGAUGGCAUUUAAUCUAAAUUUAACAAGUUGAUAGUUUUGAUUUAAAAUUCUGUAUACUCAGCCAAUGUAAAAGACGUACUGAAUUGCAAAUCUAUAGUUCUCCACUACCAUUCUCUUCUCCUUCAAGGUCACCCAUUGACCUGUAACAAAAAAGGAACUUCUCAGCUUGUGGUGUAGGCAGCCAAUGUUUUAGUGAAUUGGGUGGGCUGUGUCUUGAGAAAUGCAAAUCCCCUUCUCCAGUAAAGUGUUAGCAAGGAUACUUCAGAAAGCAUUUAGUACAGGGGUGGGCAAAGUAUGGCCCGGGGGCCACAUCCGGCCCUUCAGACGUUUUAAUCCAUCCCUCAAGCUCCUGCCGGGGAGCAGGGUCCAGGGCUUGCCCUGCUCCGUGCGUGCCAUGGCUCCCGGAAGCAGUAACGUGUCCCCCUCUCCAGCUCAUAUGCAUAGGGGCAGCCAGGGGGCUCCACAUGCUGCCCCCGCCCCAAAUGCCACCCGUACAGCUUCCAUUGGCCGGGAACUGCAGCCAAUGGGAGUGGCAGGAGUGGUGCCUGCAGAUGGGGCAGCACGCAGAGCUGCCUGGCUCAGUCUCCAGGUAAGAGCUGGAGGGGGGACAUUCCGCUGCUGCCGGGAGCUGGUUGAGGUAAGUGCCACCCGAAGACUGACCCCCUGACCCAGCCCUGAUCCCCCUCCUGCCCUCUGAACCCCUCAGUCCCAGCCCAGAGCACCCUCCUGCAUCCCCAACCUCUUAUCCCCAGAGCCUGCACCCCACAUCUGGAGCCCUCACUCCCUGCCCCAGUCCGGAGCCCCCUCCCACACUCUGAACUCCUCAUUUCUUGCCUCACCCCGGAGCCCUCAACCUUUUCCCACACCCCAAUUUCGUGAGGAUUCAUGACCUGCCAUACAAUUUCCAUACCCAGAUGUGGCCCUCAGGCCAAAAAGUUUGCCCACCUCUGAAUUUAGUAUCUUUCUAAGAAGGCUUCUGUUUCCACCCUCCACCACAUAUACCCAGAAAGGAGAACAGAAAGUUUUGCCUUCCAGUAUCACUGAUUGAGAAGUAUUGACUUGACUUUGUUAAUUUUUCUAAAACUAUUGUGUUUUUUCUGUCAAAUUCCAGUAUCAUUAUGGAAACAAAAUGAAUGAUACGUAGGGAUUAUUAACUUGUUUUUUACUUUGGUAGCCAUUUUACCAGAUAGCUUUCCAAACUUGGCUACCUAAUAAACAUUUAUGAUUGCUUUUAUCAGAGGGGCUUUCAACAUUGCAGCCUCCUUGUAUAGUAUUCUACAAUUGUGAGCCACUGAUUUCAGUGUGAUGUCAUCACUUUAAGAGCAAGCACAUAGUAUGAGUACUUUUGCAGCCCAGGCAAGCUACUACAAGGAAUCCUUCCUUAGUUGAUUUGCUUUUCUUAGACUAUGCCUUUGAAGUGUAGGGGUACAGGAUGCUUUAUGCCACAGUGCUCAUUACUCUUGAUUUUUAAUUUUAAAAAAGCUUGACAGAAUUCUAUAGCCACAAUGUAGUGAUUGAAACAAUCCAAUCAUGUAAUUCCAGUCUAAAUUUCUUUAAGAAAAUUACCUGGCAAUAAAUUCUCUACAAUCCCCGGGGUUUAUCCUGAGAGUCAGAGAUAUGGGUUUUGUUCUUUCAAUAGGCUUCUUAAUAUUUUAGUUGCUUUGUUUUUCAGAACAUUCAUUAGACAUGCAUUAGUUUCCAGAGGCAUAUUGACAAUAUGAUAAUAUUAUCAAAUUAUCCGAAGCUCUUACUUGUGGCGUGGUACUGAAUGUUACACUUUCAGAUGAAUGACUCAAUUGAACUUUAUUUAAUCUUUUUACUCUUUGUUGUUAAUUCAGUUUAGCAAUUUGCACUGUAUUUGUCUGCAUGAGUUGGCACACUCCCCAGUGAUACCUUGUUUGUCCUUUUGCUUAACAUUUCUUUCCCCUUGGAUUUUUUUUCAUGAUCUUUCUGAGAACGCUUCUACAGCUCUAUCCAGUUACGCUUUCAUAAGUGAAAAAGUUUCAGUCACUGCAUUUUAACAGACUACUCUCAAAAUAGCUAGGAGCCACCCUCUUAGUUUAAAGAAAAGGAGUACUUGUGGCACCUUAGAGACUAACAAAUUUAUUUGAGCAUGAGCUUUCGUUAGCUACAGCUCACUUCAUCUGAUGCAUUCAGUGGAAAAUACAGUGGGGAGAUUUAUAUACACAGAGAACAUGAAACAAUGGGUGUUACCAUACACACUGUAAAGAGAGUGAUCAGGUAAGGUGAGCUAUUACCAGCAGGAGGGGGAAAACCUUUUUGUAAUGAUAAUCAAGGUGGGCCAUUUCCAGCAGUUGAUAAGAACGUCUGAGGAACAGUAAAGGGGGGGGGGGGGGAGAUAAACAUGGGAAAAUAGUUUUACUUUGUGUAAUGACCCAUCCACUCCCAGUCUUUAUUCAAGCCUAGGUUGAUUGUAUCCAGUUUGCAAAUUAAUUCCAAUUCAGACGUUGGAGUCUGUUUUUGAAGUUUUUUUGUUGAAGAAUUGCCACUUUUAGGUCUGUAAUCAAGUGACCAAAGAGACUGAAGUGUUCUCUGACUGGUUUUUGAAUGUUAUAAUAAAACAUACAGAUACAGACAGACAGACAUCAUCAUCCUUUCCAAAUGCAAACAGAUGGACAUCAUACCAAAAGGACUGAAGGUAAAAAAUCCAUUACAAUCUACAGACUAUGCUGACAGCUUGUGCCACACACUCUCAAAGAAACUGUGGAUCCACCUGAGCAACAUCGUUUACAGCAAACAGGAAAAGAUUAAGAAUGAGCUCUCAAAACUGGAUACUCUCAAAAAACCAACCUUCCACACAAACUUCCUCUUGGCUGGCUUAGGGGGUCUUUCAUGUCAAGGUUCCUUCCCCACUCUGAAUUCUAGGGUACAGCUGUGGGGACCUGCAUGAAAGACCCCCUAAACUUAUUCUUACCAGCUUAGGUUAAAACUUCCACAAGGUACAAACUUUUACCUUUUGUCCUCGGACCUUAUGCUGCCACCACCAAGCGUGUUAAACAAAGAACAGAGAAAGAGCCCACUUGGAGACAUUUCUCCUCCCCCCCCCCCCCCCAAAA